AUGGACGACGGACCGUUCGCAGGGCCCUCGGACCUCGGGAGAAGCCCUGCGGGGCGCCCCUGGGAGUCCUGCGGGGCGCUCCUGGAGUCGUGCGAGAAGGCUCAAGAGAUCUGGCAAGGUGAUGUGUGGAAGCGGCAGAAGUUCCCGCUGGCCUCCGUCCGGAAGCCCCCGAAGCUGAGUCCAGCUGACCUGGAGAAGUUCAACCCGCAGAAGGGGGAGCAGGUGGAGCUGCGCGAGCUCGCGACCGAGCAGUCGCCCAGCGCCUGGACCACAGCCACGGUGAAGAAGAUUCAGGGCGCCGCUCCCGCGGACGAGGAGAGCAAGUCGGGCAACUUCUACUUCGUUUCGUGCGCCAAGGCCGCCGCGGGCGAGCCCAACGUCAUCGUCGAGAAGGACAAGCUGAGGCCGCCCUCGGCGGGCAUCAGCCUGGCCUCCAUGACGAUCGAGCAGGCGACCUUCGACAUAAUGCCAGAGCUGCAUGAUUGGAUGAACACCGCCGACGCGUCUGGUUGCUUCAGCCACAUCGAGGCGAGGGAUCGUCCAACUUGCAGCGGAGAGUGCUCACAGCAGGCAGGCUGGGGCGGGGCGUCGGGCGGGGCGCCGGGCAGUGGCGUCGGGCUCGACGUCGCGCUGGUCGGUGCGGGGCAGUCUGCCCAGGUUCUGGCGGCCACGGUGGUCCAGCUGGCCCGAGCAGGGCUCGGCGCGGCUACGCAAGGAACUAGUGCUUCCCAGCUCGGCGUGGAUCUGGAGCUCGCCGAAGUAGGCUGGGCGAGGGGGGACGGCCAGGUCGGGGAGGAGGGGGGUUGGAUCCCGAAGGACGAGAAUGGCGGCCGCAAGAUCACGAAGGAGGGGCAGCGUGAGCUGGACACGGUGGCCGUGCAGGCGCAGAAGGCCGGGUGCCCCGGCAGCGCCGCGGAGGCCGGGGUCUCGAGGGCAGUGCCCGGGCCCAUCCAGGUGCGCGUGCUGCCCAAUGGCGGCGCCGGGGACGGCCGUCUCGUCGAGGUGCCCGAGGCCCCGACGGCGGGGGCGGCGCUGGCCGCCGCGCUCUGCGGGCACCUGCCGUGGGCGGAGCGGGGCGAGGAGCCCUUCUUCGUCUCGGAGCGAGCCGUGGUCUUCGCGCCAAACCGCGGCAACCUCGACUCCGCGGCGAUGCACGCGGCCCUGCAGGAGGAGGAGCGCCUGUUCGUGGUGCCCCGCCACCGGCAGUUCGUCCACCCUGCGGGCGAGCCGGGGCGCAGCGUCCAGCUCCAGGUCUCGGGCGCCGACGGCGCGCCGGUCGUGCUCACCACGCUCUCGAGCAGCCCUCGCGUCUUCCACGUGUCGAACCUCCUAGAGGGCGAGCACAUGGACAGGCUGAUGGCCGAUGCGAGGCCGAAGUUCAAGCGCUCCACCGUGGGCGAGGCGCCGGAGGCUGCCAAGGGGAUCCACGUGGGCGGGGAGCUCUUCGACAAGGCCGCGAAGACGUCGACGAGGACCAGCGAGAAUGCCUGGGCCAUGACGGGCGACGCGGCAAUGACGAUGAAGCGGCGCUCGCUCGAGAUGCUCGGCAUCCAGACCGAGACGGGCGGGUACGACGAGCGGCUCGCGGACGGGCUGCAGGUGGUGCGCUACCUGCAGGGGCAGGCAUACCACGACCACCUCGACCACAUGCAGGACUUUGAUCCGCUCUGGAACUACAACGCCUGGCGUCCUCCUGACGUGAACGGCUCCAACCGCAUCGCCACGGUCUUCCUGUACAUGACCGACACCCCUCUGGGCGGCCAGACGGUCUUCCCGCUGGCCCAGCGGGUGCUGACGGAGGGCUCGCGGAGGAUGCUCACGGACAACGCCUCGCGCUCGGGCGACGAGCUCGCCCGGGCCAUGGAGGCCGCGCUGGGCGGCAGCGGCUGGGAGGUCUCGAUGGCCCGCAGGUGCUUCGAGAAGCUGGCCGUGUUCCCGCGGCGCGGCGACGCCAUCGUCUUCUACAGCCAGCACGCCGACGGCCGCGUGGACCAGCAGUCCCUGCACGGCGGCUGCCCCGUGCUCGAGGGGGAGAAGUGGGCCGCCAACCUGUGGGUGUGGAAUGCGCCCCGCAAGGGGACGGUCGCCGCGUCCAACAACGAGCUGCACCUGACCUUCACCCUGGCGCGCGGCGCCGGCCUCGCGGCCCUGGUCCGCUGGGUGCCCGCGGACGGCCAGCAGGGCAACCAGGUGGGCAAGCUGCAGCCCGGGGGCCCCGGCGUGGCGGUGAAGACCUUCGAGUCCCACCGAUUCGACGUCUUCAAGGCCUCGGAGGACAAGGACGGCGAGGGCGAUGCCCUGCGGAGACUGGGCACCGUGGUGGCCAGCACCCGGCGCGGCCGGGUCCAGACCUGGGUGGUGUCGGAUGGCGGCGUGGAGCUGCAGGGGGGUUCGGCAGAGGCAACCGUGCCGGCGAAGCCGGAGCUGUGAGCCCCGGCGCACAGCUCGCAAAAAGCA
Molecule: messenger RNA, 2457 nt
Organism: Prorocentrum cordatum
Lineage: Eukaryota; Dinophyceae; Prorocentrales; Prorocentraceae
Source: the annotation of a GenBank genome assembly